GGGAAUUCUCUUCUUUGUAUGCCCAACGUUAUCAAGGUAUACUUGGAAAAUGGACAGACGAAGGCUUUCAGGUUUGAGACAAGCACUACUGUGAAGGACAUUGUUCUCACCCUGAAGGAGAAGCUCUCCAUCCGGAGCAUCGCACACUUUGCCCUGGCUCUGGAGGAGCAGUACAAUGUGGCCAAGAUUCACCUCCUGCAUGAGGAGGAGCUCAUCGAGCAGGUGGUCCAAAAAAGAGAAUCUCACGAUUACCGGUGCCUCUUCAGAGUUUGCUUUGUCCCAAAGGAUCCCUUAGACCUGCUGCAGGAAGACCCAGUUGCUUUUGAAUAUCUCUACCUGCAGAGCUGCAGCGAUGUGCUUCAGGAAAGAUUUGCUGUGGAAAUGAAAUGCAGUGUGGCAUUACGUCUGGCUGCUCUGCACAUACAGGAGAGGAUCUAUGCUUGUGCUCAGGCACAGAAAGUAUCCUUGAAAUACAUUGAGAGGGACUGGGGAAUCGAAAACUUCAUCUCGCCAACCUUGCUUCGAAACAUGAGAGGGAAGGACAUCAAGAAAGCCAUCAGCUACCACAUGAAGCGGAACCAGGUGCUGCUGGACCCUCGGCAGAAGCAUAUGCUUGCAGCAGUCCAAGUGCGCCUGAGCUACCUGCAGAUACUGGGAGACCUAAAGAUGUACAAUGGGAGGAUCUUCAAUGCCACCCUGAUGCUACAGGACAGAGAAUCGUACGUUGCCUUGCUGGUGGGUGCCAAGUACGGGGUGAGCCAGAUUAUCAAUAAUAAGCUCAACAUCAUAACAAGCCUGGCAGAGUUUGCAAACAUCAGCAGGGUGGAGCUUGAAGAGGAGUCUGAAAAAGUGAGCAUGGUGAAAAUCUACCUGCAGGAUCUGAAGCUGCUGACUCUGCUGCUUGAAUCAAACAGCGCAAAGGAUCUUGUCUGCCUCAUCACUGGCUAUUACAGACUGUUCGUGGAUGCAAAUGUCUCCAUAUUUACCUGGGGAGAGAAAAAACAGCAACCACACCGUGUCUCAGCUGAAGAAGGGUAUGAAUCUCGAACCUGCAGUGACUCUGAAGACUCCUGGGAUUCCUCCUCAGAGCAGUGCUCAGAUGCUCCUGGGGCAGACAGCGGCGCCCAUCCUGUGUGUAGUGCAGAGGAGGUGGGUGAGGUCCACGGCCCACAGAAGGACAGUGCAAAGCCCCACGCCAGAGGGAGUGACCAACACAACAGGGGUGACAAUGCAACAGACAGCGCAUCCGAGGCUUCGGAUUCAGCCAACAUCGAGAGCCGAGGGUUUAAGACAAGUGGCUCCAGUGACUCUGUGGAUGCGCUGGAGGAAGAUGGGUUGGAAGCAUGCUCUUCCUCCAGGCCGGAGUUCUUACACUUCUACACACCAACAGUGCAGGAGAUGAGCAGCUCAGAGAAGAGCUUCUUCCCCAUUCAUGCUGUGGGAGGUUCCAGCCGGGCAGAAACCAGAGACUACUUCGGCUUCUUGCAAGUACGACAUGCAGAGGAGCCAGGGUGUGAAGACAGCCCCUGUGAGCAGAGAGGGGAGGACACUGUGGUGGACACCAGGCUGUCUGAGGGAAAUGCCAUGGGCUAUUACAGCCUGUGCUGCAGCAUAUCCCCUGCAGGCAGAGUGGAGAGGAGCAACACCACUUGCAGCCCACAAAGAAGCCCUUGCAAAGAUAGGUCUGCCCAGCAAGAGGCACCAUGCAGAGCAGAGUGGACGGCAGAGGCGAGUGACCCCAUUCUGGAGCCGCCCCCAGGCUUUGGUGACACGAGCUCUGAGGAGGAGUUCUAUGAUGCUGCAGACAGGCUCAGCCCUCCAGAUGCCCUGGCAGCAGGCUACAGUGUGACAUCCUGGGAGGGGACAGAAAACUCCUCCUGCAUCCUCCAGAAACCAAGGUGUUACAGCUUGGGGGAAAACCCAAUGGCAAGGCAGACAGCAAGGGACAAGCACAGGAAGGAGAAGGAGCUGACGUACACCAAGAGCCUGAGGAAGAGGAGAUCUUUCCUUAACACCGACUACACCUCACAGGUCACUUUCCCCUUGGCUUUGCCGGGAUCUCUGUGGAGCUCCGGCUCUUGGCCCCCGCACCCUCCACUCCUUCCACAGCCCCCUGCUCCCUCCUCGGAGGACAUGGAGAAGGACACAGAGCUGGGACUGCCUGCUGUCACCCCGGCCCAGAGAGGCACUCCCAGCACAAACCCGUCCUCUGACCUGAUGGAAAUGGAGCCUGACACCAUGGAAACAAAAUCCGUGACUGAGCUGCUGGUUUCCUCCAUUUCGGCUGUUCGCCUGCAGGGUGACCAGCACAGGGAGGAGAGCACGGACGCUGCUGUAUGCAUGUAUGGCAGCCUCCAACCUGCAUGUGCUGAACAUCCACCUUUCCCACCCCUGGAGGAAGCUGUGCCCCUUCCUGGGGGACAAAGCAGAGCUGCCCAGGAAAGCUCCUCCAUGAAGACAAAUACAAGGUGGCCAGGUGAGGAGAGCGGUGUGGCCCCUCACAGCGGGCUGGCCCCAGUGGGACGGGAGGAGGCAGGUGAGGGGAUGGCAGCCCAGCAGAAGGCAGGUGAAGUGCCCCCAUUCCUGGGCCAAGAAGUGACCUGCCCCAUUAACGAACACAUGCUGCCACCACCAGCUCAUGGCCCCGGGGUGGCCUCUCCCCAGGAGGUGGGCCAGGACCAGGAACUGCUCCCCACUGCUGGGAGGCAAGCCACGUCCGAGGAGCCUGUCCCAGCGCCCUGUGAAGGAAGGAAAGCUCAUCACGAUGGCUCUGCCAAAAACAGUGACAGUGCCUUGUCACAGGCAAAGAACAGACACAGGAUCAACAAGGAGGCCUUACGGAAAGUGCACAAUAAAAUCCAUGUGGGUUUUCCAGAUGCAGCUCAGCUCUUAACAGAUUGCAGCAGCACUUCAGGGGUUAUAACUCGCCUCUCCUGGCUCUCGUUUGGGGUUAGGACAGACCUCUCAUCACCUAGCCUAUCUCAGGAAAGAGCAGACACCCCACUAGAGCUUUUGGCCUCUCAGAAGACCAGUGAGUGCCUGGGCGCUGAUGCUGUCAGAAGGGAGAAGCCAACAUCUCCAGCUGGACCACCCUUGGAGAAAGAGUUGGUAAGCAGACAGGAUGAAGGAGAGCCCAGAAAAGACACAGAAAAUGUGGCUCACAAACAUCUGUGGCCAGUUCAGACUCCUCUUCCUAGAGAACAGGCUGAUGAGGUGGGGAAAGACUCUCCUCUGAGUCCAUCGCCAGGACUUUCUAUCUCCUCAGGCCCAAUUCCCUUGGGCUCCUUGGGGAAAAGAGCAGGAGAUCACAGGGCUUCAAAACACUCAUUCCUCUGCUUUAACUGCAAGAAGGAUGAGCAGACACCUUCUAACCCCAUCGUGACCAGGUCUUUGAGUUUUUCCAGAAUGGAGAAGAUACCUCCACCACAGCUUGGGAUGGAUAAGUGCAGCUGCCAGCUGUCCUACAUCAGCUGCUUCCACAGGCCUGAUGACAAGGGGGAGCAUGAAACCACCAUCCCCACGUGCAGCACAUUUCUGGGGCCCCUCACCACCCCGCCAUCCAGUAGCCGUAGUCUUCCUGGGACCCCUGUGAGCAGCUACCCAGUCUCCAUGGCUAGGGACACAGCAUGGUGGGACCCUCAUGUCCAAGCCCUUAGCCAGCUGAAGGACCAGGCAUGGAUGAGCCCUGCAGAUUUCUCUCGCUUUCUAGCCUACACCACAGAGCUUCAGGAGGUUGUGGGGAAGCUCUCCGAGAACCAGGCAACCCACCUGCAAGAUCAAUGUGCAGAGCAGGGUGCCGAGAGAAAGGGUGUCCUUGUCUCAGUCUCACGGGAUCUGCUCUCUAGCUGCCAGGAGCUCCUAAAAACAGAGCAGCCCCUCAGAGAGCUGCAGGGUGCACUGAGGGUGACAUUUGACCACCUAGUCCAGCUGGCAGUGGCCUGCUUCCAGGUGACGCACUGUCAGAUGUGCAGGCAGAGGCAGCAGGAGCUCGGGGCUGCGCUUGCGGACGUGGUGGGCACCUACCACCAGCUUGUGCAGGCUGUUCACCAGCAGCUGUGCAGACAGGGCUGCCCAGAUCUGGGGGCCAAGCUCCUGGCCCGUCACCACACAGCCCUUACAGCUGCCAUGUUUUGCCUCCUGCAGCAGGUCAGGGUGCCCCCGCUGUUGUGA
Molecule: messenger RNA, 4170 nt
Organism: Pterocles gutturalis (yellow-throated sandgrouse)
Lineage: Eukaryota; Metazoa; Chordata; Aves; Pterocliformes; Pteroclidae
Gene: FRMPD1
Product: FERM and PDZ domain containing 1
Exons: 10
Cellular component (GO): cytoskeleton
Source: RefSeq, a predicted model, not a curated record